AUGGCUUCCUCCACUGUCGCCUCCGCCCCCUUCCUCCCGUCGCUCCCCAGUCCAAACCACAGGCGCCUCUCCCUCCGCUACCCCGCUCGCCGUCUCGGGGUGGCCGCCUCCGCGGCUCCUAAGGGCGCGGCAGCGUCGGAGGCGGCGAGGGAGCGCCGGCGUUUCCUGGAGCGUUACGGCCUCAACCCUGACGACUUUGAGGAAGAUGCCGAGCCGGAUCCCAGGGAAGAGAGGAGGAGGGAGAGGCGGACGCGGCGGUCGGGGGGAGGGGAGGGGGAGGCCGCUGUUGCUCCUGCCAGGCCGGUGGAGCGCCGGGAGACUCAUAAGAUGCUCCAGGUACUAGCUGGGAAAGUACGCAGAAGAAAACUACUAUCACCAAAAGAUAGGAAUGUCCGUCCAAUGAUGGAAGUUGUCCGAGGAGCAGCCUUUGACAUUAUACAAUCAGCUGGUGGUUCUCCUGCUUCACUCAAACCUGGUCUGUGGUUAGACUUGUACAGUGGUACUGGAUCUGUAGGAAUUGAAGCUAUGAGCCGAGGCUGUUCACAGGCACAUUUUGUUGAGUUGGACCCUUGGGUUAUUUCUGAGGUUCUUAGACCUAAUCUGGACUGUACUGGAUUUCUUGAUACUUCACACAUACAUAUGCUCCGUGUCGAGAACUUCUUGGACAAUGCUGAAAAAUCUAAAGGUAGAUAUCCUUCUUUUGAUUAUAUUAGUGUAACACCACCAUAUGUUGAGGUCAACUACAGUACACUACUCGAUCAGCUUGCAAGGUCCCCGUUGGUUGGAGAAGAUUGCUUCAUUCUAGUUGAGUACCCACUCAAAACAGAUAUGCCUGAAUCCUGCGGAAAGCUAAUAAAGAUAGCUGACAGGAAGUUUGGGCGGACAAACCUGCUGAUUUAUGGGCCGACCUGGUCAGAGAAAAAGAAAGGAAGGAUCCUGAGAUAA
Triticum turgidum subsp. durum (durum wheat) is the source of this 945-nucleotide messenger RNA. Lineage: Eukaryota; Viridiplantae; Streptophyta; Magnoliopsida; Poales; Poaceae. The record is from the annotation of a GenBank genome assembly.